Astyanax mexicanus (Mexican tetra) is the source of this 7545-nucleotide messenger RNA. It is a transcript of the gene zbtb38, whose product is annotated as zinc finger and BTB domain containing 38. The record is from RefSeq and is a predicted model, not a curated record. The transcript is spliced from 2 exons. Bases 2720 to 6697 code for a protein of 1325 amino acids. Gene Ontology annotation, molecular function: protein binding. Gene Ontology annotation, biological process: regulation of immune system process; regulation of cytokine production; negative regulation of transcription by RNA polymerase II. Lineage: Eukaryota; Metazoa; Chordata; Actinopteri; Characiformes; Acestrorhamphidae.
AAAGCUAGGGGAAAAAAGCAAACAGCGGAGCAAAACUGUGUUUAGGAUUUUCUGGAUUAUGUGGCGUAUGUAACUAUUCGUUUUUGUUUAUCCCAUAAAUUGCAGGAUUUUUAGUCGAUAACAAUCUUAAAACCUGUAUCUGCAUCCGUAUGGUCUGUAAAAGCGUAUUAAUAAUAUACGUGUGUGUUCUGCAGUUAUAAUACAUUUAUAACACAGACCCUAUAAUAAAGACCCUUAUGGGCAGUUUAUCGUACAGGGAUUAAGCGUUGCUAUAGACUGUAUUUUCCUUUCAUUAGGCAGUCUUUAUUUAAAAUGCGGAGUAUUCCAGGAAUAGGUUUAGUCUAGGCUGUAUAGAAAACAGACCGUUUAAGAGUUUAAGGGGUUAAAGCAUCGUUUUCUUCGAGCCAUUUUAAACAGCGACCUUGAAUCAUCCUAAUAAGCGGAUGUCAGUGUCAGAGACUCUGUGGCGGCUCUGCGUGGGUGGACGGACUGUGGCUUUUUCUGCUGUGUAAUUCAUGUACAUGCACUCCACUAUUUUUUCUUUCUCUCUCUCUCUGACUCUCACACUGUUUCGCUAUCUCUCUCCCUCGCUCGCUCUCUGAGCACAGCGGCAGGCUAGCUCAGCAAACGAUGGGAAAAUCUGAUCACCUUUUUUCCAGCAAACACAACCAUGUUAAGAACACAGUGCUUUAAAUGGAAUGGGUCUGAAGGCGUCGGAUCCGGAGGGUGAAAACACGGCCGCUGUUCGCUAUCCAUAUCUAACACACCCCUGAUUAUCUGCGGCCAUUUUAUCUUUGCGAAAAAAAAACAGCGUCAGGGUUUCAAAAUGGCCGCUGUGCUGUUGGGAAAUGAGCUCUCUGCAGCUCUGCAUCACACAGUCUGUGUUAGGACACGAAUGACGAAGAGAACCACCAAAACACCAAAACAUGUCCUGAAGCAGAGGAUGGUACGGUCACACUGCAGCUAACUGCCUGGUUGUGUGUCGGUGAGCAGGAGAGACAGUAAGAGAGGGCGAACGAGAUAAAAAAAAGGAACUGAAUAACAGAAAUAAAGAUAAAGAGAGAGUGCUGUAGAGCAGUGGAGUGAGAGCAAUAGAGAGAGACUGACAAACGGAAAAAAAGCAAAGAGGAGAGCAGAGGUGUAAGACGGGUUUGCUGUGGCUGGGCUGAGCUGUGGCUUUGAUUGUGGCAGUUUAGUGCACAAACAUUAGGCCAAACAUCAGGUAAUCAAUACAUCAACUAAUCAUUAUCGAUGUUCCAGCUUUUCUCGUUAGGUCAGAGGGCUACAUAGAACAAUGUAACAAUGUAAGCAACAAUAAGGUUGAUAUUUUCUUUCCAACACCCACACAUAGCAGCAAGUUUCUAGGUCACGACUGAUAACGUGUCACAAUUAAAAAUGCUGUCACAAUUUAAAAAAACAGUUUGCAGUGAUAGUAUUGUACAACACUGAAAUUAUGUACAGAAUCAGGACUGUUUUUACACCUGAAGCUGGUUUAUUUGAUCUGAAUCAAUUAACAGGUUUGUUAACUUGGACCGUUUUCCCCCUUCUCCGACAAGAAAAACUGCAGUGCAACAAAAAGCGUCACAAUAAACCAUGGGAGCACAUUCUCUCAUUCCAGACCAACAUGUAUAUUUGGACACUUCUUUCAAUGGGAUGCAUUGCACGGACAUCAGUGCAUUUACUGUGGAAAACUUACCAUGCACUUACCAUGUUCAGUGUAAAAACAACUUAUUAUGGAGCAGCAGCACAGAGGUCAUUAGUUGUCAAUAGCUGUAGUAAUAAUCUGGGUAAUAAAUCAGUUAAACUGCACCUGAACCUUAAGGAGUAUAUUUGCUAGUCGGGUUGGAUCGAGGUCAGAUCACAUUCUUAAUCGCUCACCGGACAGAGAACACCUCCUCUCAUGGGUUUCAGUCUGGUUGUAUUGGUACAAACCCGAGUACGAUUAGUGUUUUCACGCCUGCCUAAGCAAACUGCACCAAGGGUCCAAACAAACCAAAGUCUGUUUUACACUGGUCAAUUUUAAACUUUCAUUUAACAUGUGAGCUACAUUCGUAAAGGCUUCUGGCCUGAACUGGCCAAAACACAAUCUUUUUUGUCAUAUGUGACUUGAAUUUUCAGAUUUGGACCACUUUUAUAUGUGACAUUGAAAUCAGAAACAUAUCUGAUUUGUGGCUUUUACUGUACGUCAGUCUAAUGCAAAAUGGUUGACAACAUUGAGAGAUAGCAAAAUGACGUUAAGGCCAAACCAGAGGUGUAAAAUAAAAAGUUUAAAAUCGCAGUUUACCGAAAGUAGGUGUGUCCAAAUAACCAAUAUUUUUUACGGCAAGCUUGAACGCAUUCUUAGGGAUAAGCCAGGCUGUCAGUCAUUGGAACACCUUAAUAGCUCCUGUGAUGCUUGAGAAGAUGAAACCAAAACUUCGGGGGUGACAUCGGGGGUGAAAUAACCUGAUGGGGACAUCGCUGAUGUAAAACUGUAGUUAGAACUAUAACUAGCCUAUGUUAGAACAUUUUGUUCACAUGGUGAAGCCGAGCACUAGUGAGUCACAGUGUGGUCAACACCUACUAAUAACGGUCCAUGCAUUGUGUUGUGCUCAAUAACGCAGAAUCACAGGCCCACUGCUUCUCUCACAUUAACAGGAUGUGAUCGUGCAGUGCGAGGGCGGACAGACCUUUAUUUCCUCUCUAGUGUUUCUGGUUCUCUUCUUUAACAUCAGUCUGCAUGAAACUGCUGAGUCAUGCCAGCGAUUGCGGUGCUGCGAGGCCUGUAGUCUCCUAUCCUGAGAAAUGCAUGAUGGUCGUCCACCACAGUAGUCACGGGAUGAUGGACAGUACCCAUCCCCUCAUGGUCCUCAGUCGGCUCAGCGAACAGCGCUCAAGCGGUCUGUUCUGCGAUGUCACUAUUGUUGUGGAAGACAUUAAAUUCCGUGCUCACCGGAACAUCCUGGCUGCCACCAGUGGAUAUUUCCGCAAUGCUUUUACAGCCUCAGAGACUUGCCUGUCCAGCCAGGUGCUCGAACUUCCAGACCUGAAGUCUGACGUGUUUGCCAUCAUUCUCAACUUCAUUUACUCUUCCAAGGUUGAGACAGCAAGCCAAGAAGACAACAAAUCCCUGGUGGCUGCUGGUAAAAAACUGGGGAUCCCUUUUCUAGAGAAGCUUCUGGAGAUUGGAAAACAGGAGCCUGAAGUGUUCCAAAACCAGUCGUCUGCUCUCUCAGAAAGCUCUUCCAGUCAGCCAAAGCUCUCUAUCCCCUGCACUUUGAAGAAGGAGAUGCCUCGGCUUGAGGAGCAAGACUGCUCCAAAGGACCACGGAUAACCAAUGCUUUCUCUAUCACAGAAACAACAACAGGCAACCCGUUCACUCCAGUGGACUUGCAUAGCAAUGGCCACCAACAGCAACAAGAAACAGGCCACGAUCCAUCAGUUUUCUCGGCACCAAGCAUGCCAGCUUUAGAAAGUGAACCAGCUCAAGCCUUGUCUGAACCCACUCAUGCCCUAUCUGAACAUUCAUAUGCUUUCAGCAAAGAUCACAAAACUACUGACCUUAAAGAAGUAGUUCAAUUAUGUGAUAAAGCUGCAACCAAACCUAUACUGACUCCACCCAAGACUCUGACCAACCACAGGUUAGGUCCCAUUAAGAAGCGUCACAAACUUUGCAAAGGGAUGGUCUCCAUUUCUAAUGAAACUGAAACUUCCACCGUUCAGAAUCCUGUUAGCAACUCGGGAGUACAAAAUACCACUGAUCUGUCUUCUCCACAGCAGCCUACAAACUCCACAACUGACGUAUGUUCUGCCCCAGAGUUGUUGCCUCCACCUGAGGUUACAUCACCACAGGAUGCAGAUCCACCCUCCUUGAUUCCUGAAGAUAUACAGACUGUUCCAAAUUACAGCUGCCAGCAAUGUCCUGAGGUUUUCAGCAACUCCGCGCUUUUAUCCGUCCACAUGCAAGUCCACAAGAGAAGAUUUGUCAGCCAUUUGUUUUGCAAGUACUGCCAAAAAAAGUUCAUGCACUUGAAGAGAUUGCGAAACCAUGAACAAGUGUGUGUGAAAGGCCCACCUGAGCUGGAGCUGAAUAGCAAAGAGGCUUUAGGUGAUCCGGAUUCAGAUAAUACUCCUGGCAUGGAAAAUGCAACUUUUCCGAUUCCUGACCUGCAAGAACCUCCAACGCUGAUAAGCUCAGUAGAGUCACCUGAAAAUGAACUUACCAAACCAAGCAGUGGUCAGCGGGUGUUUAAAUGCUCUGUGUGCAAACGAGCCUAUGUGACUCUUUCCAGCCUAAAGAGGCAUGAGAAUGUACAUUCAUGGCAGAGAGCCUAUCCUUGCCACUACUGCAAUAAGGUGUUUGCCCUCGCUGAAUACCGUACCAAGCAUGAAAUCUGGCACACAGGGGAGCGGCGUUAUCAGUGCAUCUUCUGUUUGGAGACAUUCAUGACUUACUACAUCCUAAAGAACCACCAGAAGUCCUUCCACGGCAUUGAUCCACGUCUAGCUGUGAAUAAAAAAUCUGCUAAUGGUGGUUUUAAGGGAAGCGUCUACCCUAUAAAGCUCUAUAGACUCUUACCAAUGAAGUUCAGGAAGAAAAGAUACAAGUCUUACAGUCACACUUACUCUGAAGGAAUGGACAACCAUGAGCAGCCGUUCAGUGCACCACUAGAGAGCAACUCACCAAGUACUCCACUUGAAGGUACAACUCCUUCAGGUAAUCCAGACGAUGUCAUUAGUGGUCAGUCAUUAUUUUCAAUGCCUGUGACUUUCAUGGCAACUCCAAAGAUGGUGGCUUCAGAAAUGCCUCGCAUUACUUUCGACCAACCUUCUGACCAAAAUUUGGACCGGUCCUCACCUUUUGAUAAAAAUAUGGCUUGCACACGGACUGGAGGCUUGAAUUCUGCUAACGUGCAUCGGAAAUCUGGAUUGCUAGGCUUUGAGGGUACUGGGUCUCCUGUAUUCAGCUACGGAUACACAGCUUCAGCACCAACGCAGGACAGCACAGGGUCCCCCAUGUUGGCGAAUGCAAGCAGCACAUCUUCCACAUCUGCACAAAACAGUAGCGAUGCAAACAGAGACGUAAUGCCAUUCCUCAACAUUCCACCUGUCUGUUCAUUUGAAGGCUUGAGUAAACUUAGUGAACUGUCGGCAGCAGCACAAACCAUUGAAGCAAUGGCGAACCAGCUGCUUCAGCCACAGACGGAGAAGAUGACCCAGAACCUUAGCCCUGGUGGAAAGACAGAAACAUACAUUGCCAAGCCUGCUUGUCCUGGUCCAUCGGUCAACAGCCAAGUUUUGCCACUCUGCCAAAUAACUGUCAAAAUUGGCAACGAGGCCAUCAUUCGACGCAAAAUUAAAGGCUCUAAGCUGUUCCCAAAGAAGAAAAAGAGAAGAAGCUGGAAGCAAGUGGAAGAUCCAAGCAGCACAGUUGAGGAUGGUGUAGGUUGCCCAAGUCUGCGCCUACGAGCAGAGGUUACAACUUCUGUCAAGGACAAUGAACCAUUUGAUGACGCAAACGAUCCUGAAAAUGAUAAACCUUGGCGUCCGUAUUACACAUAUAAACCUAAAAGAAAGGGCAAGAAAUUAAGAUCCAAACAGAAAAAGAUGAAGGAUGUUCAGUACUAUACAAGGCCUCUGUCUCCUGAACCAGACGAUGACCCAGAACCAGAUCACAGUCCAGUGGACCGCAUCCCAGCAGAAAACUCUAGCCUGGAGUCUAGGAGGCAGCUGAGGAGCCACAGCCCAAGGGAAGCUUUUGCAUGCAGCAGCUGCAGCAGUUCCUUCUCGACUCCAGCUUCUCUCAGCAUGCACAUCGCCAGCUGCCAUCAGCCUCACUGCAAGAGCUGUGGUAAACAGUGUCCCUCUGAGCAGCUUCCUAGCACAGAUGGACUGUUCACAGAAAAUACAGGCGAUUGUGUCUGCCAAAGCUGCACUGAGGACGGUUCCUGCUUUAGCUCAGAUGUUGUAGCCCACAGCUUGAGCAGUGAGAAACGCUACCGUUGCUCAUACUGCCCACAGCGGUUCCUGUACCUCGCCACCAAGAAGAGCCACGAGGCAAAACAUCUUGAAAAGUCCAGUAAGGGGCGCAGCUACCGGUACGGGCCAAAAGUCUGCAAGUCUGCAGCUUUGUUAAGCAUGCAUGAUGAGAAAACCAAGCACUUUAGUAAAAGUGAAAUAGUCAGAGAACCAUAUAGCUCAGAUGAUAAUGUGAGUGCAGGAUCAUAUUCUCCUCUUUCUUCCUCAAAAAGCAAAGGGAUGCCCAAAACUGAAUCCUGGGGAAGCCCUGAAAUCUGCUCCCCGCCAACUCCAAAAUCAGAAGAGUUAACACUGGACUUGGACCUAGACACCGAAGGAAUUCAUCGUAAAACCCACCACAUCCAUAAAAAAACUUCCCUGUCGUUUCCGUAUAAAAGUGACAGGCCUUUUUCACCCCUCCUUAAAGAGAUGCACAGGAGAAAAGCUAAGAAACGGAGCUUUCUAGAACGCUCCAAAGACUUUAAACUAGAAGGACACAGACAGGACUCUGCGGGAGCCGAGACACAAGGCCAAAAGGGCCGUCUGCCCGGCGCUGCAACAAGCAACCAUCUCAGCACUUCCAGGAUCUAUCCAACAUGUCUGACAAGAGUGCCUGUUACCAAGGGUGCUUCUCUGCAGUCACCCAAGUCAGAGUGGCGUUUGUGCAAAGAGGAACCUUUUUUUCACACCCACAACUGACUGUGCAGGAAGGAAGUGUGUCGUCUGCUGAUGUCACGUAGUAAAGUGAGAUGACGUUAAUGAGAAUGACUGACCUCGCAAUAUAAACUCGCACUUUUGAAGUUUCACAGCAGCAGCGGAAGUGUUAUUACUGUCAUGUUACAGCACUUGUAAGACAGCUGUGUAAAUACAGAGUAUUUUUGUUGUUUCACGCAAAUGAAUAUAACUAACGGUAGUUUUUCAUGAUUUUUCUAUGAGGAGAAAAAUAAUUUUAUUUUUGUAAGCUUUAUUUCGUUGAUCAUGCAUUUCACGGGGUUAUCAGCAUCAGUGUGAUCUGAUCUGGUUGCCUCUCAGUUUAGAAUGUUGAAAGCUGUAAUAUUUAACUGUUUAACUUCCUCCACUUUUUCUCCAUGUUACUCAUAUCGGACCUAUCUGCUGCAAUCCCUAGUUAGUCUUCAUUCACAAUGUCGCACUCAGAGCACACUUUAUUUUUGAAGAAGGGAACAGUGUAACAGUGUUAGAAAUGUAAGGCAGUCAUUUCCUUAAUAACCACAGCAAUGGCACUGAAAGGUAAUACAGUCAAGUAUUUUCUUCCUCUGCACAUAAAGAAGAAAACAUGAAGAAGUCUGGGAGAACUACGUACAGCUGGAACCAAGACUGUCACAGAUCCACCAGACGGUUUAACAACAAAACAGUGUUGAUCACCAUUUCUGUGGACAAUCCAAAAUAAAAUGCAUUUAGUUAUAUGCAUAUUUAUUAUUAUUUCAGUGUGCAAUCUUAAUGAACUAGUCAUAAAUGGUUCUGAAAAUAUAACUAUAAGUCUGCUGUACAAAAAUAGUACUGACUUUAUAAACAGCACUUUAUUAACA